AACGGUCUGGUUAUAAACGUUUUGACAUUGAGAAACACAUUUUCAUCACACGUUUUCUGCUUGACUUCGUCUAAAUAUUAUUGAAAGACUGUCUUUUGGUCAUGUCAGAACUAAAAAAGAAGAGUGAAAACCCAGAAAACAUAACACGAGGAAAACCUAAAUCUGGCAGAGUUUGGAAAAAUGUGCAAAACCAAAGAUUUUCAGAUAUUAAACAAGUGAAAUCUUUCAAGACCUCGUGGUCAGAUAAAAUGAAAAAGAAAGCAGAGAAGAAGUCAAUAAAGGAUUUUGAAAAACGCUUAAAAGAUGAGAAAAACAGAGAAAAGGAGGAUAGAAGACAGAGAAAAGCAGAGAAAGAAAAGAGAAGACUGGAAAAUCAGAGGAAAUCAGAAAUUGUUCAGCCGAUAAAAAAUACAGCAAAAAUCAAGAGAAUGAAAAAGAAACAACUGAGACUUCUUGAAAAAAGAUGACAAAAAUAAAGAAGAUAAAUGAAGUGAAAUUGAUAACUGUUAAAUAACAGGAAUAUAGCUUCAGGGUACUGUGAUUUGACAAGUAAUUUUGUCUUGCUGAACUGUGCAGGUUUAUUAAACCUAAUAAAAGGUCCUCUGAACUA
Mytilus californianus (California mussel) is the source of this 610-nucleotide messenger RNA. Its product is annotated as coiled-coil domain-containing protein 86-like. The record is from RefSeq and is a predicted model, not a curated record. The transcript has 4 exons. Bases 102 to 467 code for a protein of 121 amino acids. Gene Ontology annotation, cellular component: nucleolus. Lineage: Eukaryota; Metazoa; Mollusca; Bivalvia; Mytilida; Mytilidae.